UUUAACCAGCAUCAAAUGAAAGCUAAUGGCUGCCGAACUGUAAUCUCGAAACAGCUGAUGUGCGUCGUUUGGGGUUUUUAAUUACGAUUAGUGUUUUGUUGAAUAACCUUAAAAUUACUAAUUAGAUGAUACGCUACUUGUGUCAAUAUAUUGUGUGGAUAUCAGGAUGUCACUGACGAUCCAACAAAUCAUUUUGGAUGCUAAAAGACUAGCCGGCCGCCUCAAGGAACGCGAGACCGAAGCGGAUGCUUUGUUGACAGAAACCCAAACGGCGUAUCGACAAAUUUAUACUAUUAAACAGUACAAGGAAGAAGUGGAUACACUUAAUGAGGCAUCUCGAGAGAGGCCAAGAGGUGAACUCAUAGCAAGCAUGGAGAGGGAAUCACGAUUGAUGCGGGAUGUACAAAGGGAGAACGGUGAACUGAGGGCUGCUCUUGAAGAUCACAGGAAAGCACUAGAGCUCAUCAUGUCCAAGUAUAGACAGCACACAGAGAAGAGAAUAUGGGAGUCACGGAUAGAUUUCACAGCCGCAAUUAAUGAAAAACAACAAGAAUUGAUUCGUCAACAGGCAGAGAGAAUCAAUGAGAUGACCAGCGUAAUGUACAAAGCUGUUAAUAUGGACGAGAACGGUGACUCCAGAAAAGAGGAAGAAUUGUACCAAAGGCUUAUUACUGAGAAUAAGGGUCUCAGGGAAAUGCUGAAUCUGUCGAGGCGGUACGGGCCGGAGCGGGUGUGCGCGCCUCCCACCGAGGACAAAGACGUGCAGACGGACGGGCCGCCGCUGCCAGGCGCGUGACGGCCCGCGGCCGCGCCCUGCCGCCUCUGAGCGCCUCCCGCCACCGACACCCGCACACGAACUGUUCCCACGCCGUGUCGCAGUGACUCAUGUACGUAGGUGUGCGGGCGUGCACCGAGGAUGGCCACAGUUCCACUAUACAACUCACACUUACCCCCGCAGGCUAUAUACUUUAUGAACCCGAUAGUUGGACAAACUGUUGUUCAUUGAUAUCCUAGUUCAUGAUUCAUGAAUCACUACUCUACAAAAUUAAAUGCGGAACUGACAAACAGAACCAGAUUAGUCUACGAAAUUAAUUUUUAACAGGAUGACGAAAAACUACUACUAUUGUUAUUUUCUAAGAUUUUUACUAUUGGACUUAUCCUAUUUUGUUUGGAAACACACUUUUUGAGGUUAUUUUUAUCUCAAUUCAAGCCCGUUUUCAAUGAAAAUAAUAAUGGGUUGAUGUAACUAGAUCAAGACAGUACAAUUUAAAAAAAAUGUACUUGAGUUAAAAGAAGACUAUUUUUAUUUUAUUCAAAUACAAGUUAGCCCUUGACUGCAAUGUCACCUGGUGGUAAGUGACAAUGCAGUCUAAGCUGAAAGCGGGCUAACCUGGAAGGGGUAUGGAAGUUUGUAUCAAACCCAUACCCCCUGCUUUGUACUGGUCUGCUUUUGUUUGUUAGUUCCACAAUUCUGGAUCUUUUACGUCUUUCUUCGUUCUACAGAAACAAGACACAGCUGCAUACAACUUAUUUUCACUCUUUUACUUAAAUGCUGAACCAAAUUGCAAUGUUUUUAUAUAGUCUGUCAAAUGUAGUUAGAUACAUAGACAACAAGCUAUAGCUCCAUCUGAGAAAAAUAAGGUUUCAGUGUCAACACUAGAGACUAAAUUACAGCUACUGUGGCAGUACUACUCCUAGGAAACAUUAGAUUUACAGUCUUCAUAAUUGUAUUGAGACAAAUGAUGCUUAGGUACUGUAUUUUAUCAAGAUUUUAAAUUCGAUUAUUUAUGUCAUAUUGAACAUCAAUUAAUCCAAUAAAUUUUACAGAAUUAAUUAAAAAAAUCGCAACUUUUUUUUAAUUCCUGCCAAUUGACUCAACUUAAUAUCCAUAUAGUAAUCAUGCAUACCCGGUAGGUUUUUCUUACACAGAACGCAAUUCGCAAGUAAUUGCGUUUUUUCUUCUGUUUGCGUCGCUGCUGCAAACUAAUUUUCCAAUUACAUAGGAAUUGAAAGGUUUUUUUAGUCUUCUUACGUAAGACAGCUAUCGGCUGAUCAAAGUUUGUAAUCUGCGGGAGCCUUUACUACUCACAGAUUUUGGAUUCUAGGUCUUUUGACAGUGUGUAUCUUUCGUAUGUCUUGUAUAAAAGAUUGUAAGAGACUUACAAUGAAUAAAUAUUAAAGUAAUGUAUUGCAGGACAUCGUUUCUUCAUCAGUUUAAUCAAAUGCGAUGUUACAGGACAAAUCCUUAGAACGUGCAAUGUUGGCACUGCCUAGGCAGAGUUCUGGAAUCCUAACAGAAUGACGUCCUAUCUUUACGCUCUGAAAUAAAAAAUUACCUAAACUGGACACAGGCGGGUCGUUAUUUUAAAUAAUAAAUUAUAACAAUUUGAUUGAUUCACCUUUGGUUGACUUGACAUCCAUUGGCCUAAUACAACCUGCUUAUCUUUUAUACAUAUAAAAAUUAAUUCUACCCAUCUGUUUUUUACCUAUAUUUUAUACAUUAUACAUAUACUGAUUGGGACUUUGUAACAGAUAUCCGGCAUUAGAUCGGCUAGUAAACGAUAAAAUAAGAAAAUAAUCUUAAACCGGUUUAAGGUUAAAUUCUACUGUAAAUGCAAAAAAAUGCGAGGGCGUGAUUUGGAUAUAAUUUAACCGACAUAUAGGAACUCUGCCUAGAGGUUGCUUAUAAAGUCAAUAAUUUCCAGAAGGGUCAACCAAUAACCUCUAUUUACUAUGCACAGAUGUAAUUUCAAACAAAAAUCGUUUUCUAUAAAGCUGUCAACAUUAAUCCAUCAAGUUCUAAGCAUAAGUGAUUUGUGGCCUCCAAAUUUUUCGUUUGGAAAGGCACAUCUAGUGCAUAGUAGUUAGUGUACAUAUAGGUCGUUGGUGUGGUGUCACUCAACAUUAGCACAGAUUGUACUUCUCCCUUAACUGAUAUACAUUAAUAUUAUUUAUACUAUGUAAAUCUACUGGAAUUCAGUAAUUAUAGUAGUAUUAUGAUUAUAUUAUAUGGUUGAACUGAAAAGCUUCAUAAUGAAAAGAUUUAAUGGCUUAUGUGCAGAGAAUGACAUUGGUGUUGCUUACAAUUUAUAAAAUAUAACUUUUAUUCAAUAGUUAAUAUAAUUUUUGAAGUAAAUCGGACAAAUUAGCUUCUACAAGAGGCAGAGCUCAUAAUACCUGUAGUUUGUUGUUUCAAAAGUGUUUAAAAAAAUAUUUACCUACUUACAUGAUGAACAAAGCGUACAAUUUAUAGGCAUUAUUCAUUGAAUAGUGCAUAGAUUUCUAUGGUAUUAUGUAUUACAUUAAUAUUUUUUUUCUCAUAUAGUUAUCUUUCUUUUUUAAUAAUCGAAGGAACUACAGCGUUUAAGAUAAAAACUAAACAACAUUAUUUUUAAAGCAAAAUUUACGUGCAGAAUAAUUAAAUAGAAUAACAUGAUGAUUGUUAUUACUUACUUAAUAAUGACUUAAAUCAUUCCAUCAAAAAUAAAUUAUUGUGACUAACUGGGAGAGUAAUAAAUUAUAAAAAAGUAAGUAAUAUUUUAAGCAAAAUAAUUCAACCUUUUUUAAUAAUAAUCUAUUUUGAGAAAAGUCAAUUCUAAGCACAAAAAAUCAACAUUAUGGACCAUGAUUUUACCACAUAAACUUACUGAUUUUUUAAAGUUAAAAGGCCAUUCAUUUAUUACAUAAGAGCAGACAGUUCUUUUGAUAAGAAUUUUAGAAUUACACAGUUUGGUAUUUUGUUGUAGUGUUUAAAAUUUAUUUUAUUUUAUCAGAUAAAGUCUUAAAUGCAAUAAAUGAAUGGCUUUCAACAUUCAUUAUAAGUAAUAUUUUAAAGUUUAUUGAUCUUUUACAAAUACAAUGCUCGAAUUUUUUUUAGUGUUUUAUCUUUGAAUUUAAUUAAUAAGGUAUUAUUUUGUAAGUUUACUGUUAUUCCAAAAUUAUGUAUAGUAAGUUCUCAUUUCUUUGAAUUUCAUUACCGAAACAUAAUUGCGAAAUGUACUUAUGAAGAUUUUAAGGGAAGAGAAUGGUGGGUAUCAAAAGAUCUAUUUAUUAUAAUAUUAUUAUGAUUUUAAAACGGAACCAAAUUCAAAUGGCGUCAACCAAUUUGACAAGUUUAAAGCAUACUAUCUCCUUUUCAUAGGUACAUGGAUAGAAAAAUACAGGUAGUUUAUAAACGGAAUUUUAUAGUAGGUAUAGUUGUCAUUCUCUGAAUAUUUUUUCUUUUAAAAGCGGAAACAUACCUUUCAGAUCAGAAUCUACCUGCAUGUUAUCAGCAAUUGUCAGAAAAAAAUUGACUUGGCAUGAAAGGCACUCUGUUCAUAUAUUUUAUUACCCUGUAGACUGAACUUGCUGGAUCAGACUUAGGCUUCUGAUUUCUGUUACCAACGUGACAUAGUGUGGAUGGAGUAUUUGUAUAGUGUAUAGUAUCAUGCUAGAUUCUUGGUAACAACCAAUGGUCUAACAUGAAGGCGUAAUUGGCUGAAUUUAUAGUAUGCUUGCUGCAAAUGUAAUUCUAGCCAAUAGGGAGUAAUUGCCAGCCAAUCAAAGGUGAUCGUGAUCGUCAUUCUGAAGAUGUCAAGUUCUGUACCUACCGCUAGUAAAGGUUCAUUCUCGUGUUUUAAGUAUGUUUCCGCUCUAUCCCCCACCCACGACUUUUAGCGAUACAGCGAGCGUAGAAGCUCGUGAAACAAUGUAGGUAUUCUUUCAAUGUAUGUAAUAAACGGUGUCACACUAACAAUACCGUAUCGUAAUUCCAGUAUCGCAGAAUUUCAAGAACGUCCGGAUACAUUGAGAUGUUGUGUAGGUAUAUCAUAAAUACUGACUUUCUCGAUACAGGAUCUUGAUUAUGCGUGUCGCGUGAUAAUAUUAAUAGUGUAACUGACCCAGUUGGCGAUUUAGUAUUGAGUGUAUAGUGCACACUGACCAUCAAAAUGCUUGAAGCAAUUUUUCCCAUUGAUAAGUGAUCACAACUGAAAUAGUAUUCAAAAUAGCCUGCAAGAGAUAAUCCACUUGGAAUUUUCUCUUGUAUGCUAUUUUGAACUCUUAUUUAGUUGUGAUUUAGUUCAUUAUCAAUUUAUCAAUGAAAAUUGCUUGAGCAUUUUGCUGCUAAGUGCACGCUCACCUAGAGACGAAGGUACAACGUCGGGAGUGUAUUCUACCGCCCGAUUGUUUCGUCAGGCAAGCUUUCGUUUACCGUGUGGCUCUAUUGCGCGAAUGUUUUGGGCUUGGGCGAGUUUGACGAAAGUUCAGCAAACGCAAAUCUUCUAGCCAGUUAUCUAUGAUCCGACCGCUUGAAUCUUCAGGUACUGGUUUUUUAUAUAAAAUUAAGUAAGAUAGUAGAAUAGAAGCAGGUUUGCCUGGCAAAAUUUAGCCCCAAUUACCUUUAUUAGCUAAAUGUAUUCUACUUAAGUAAUUAAUUUAUGUUAAAAAUUCUUUCAAAACAUUUAUUACGAUAUAAAGAUAAUAAUAAUUAUUGCGGAUAUAUUUUGCCAGGCACCCUGCUGUAAUCUAUUCUACUAUUUCUACUAUCAUGUACCUACAUUAAAAAAAAUAAGUUUUAUUAAAAAACAAAUACCUGCAGAUUAGCGGAUGGGUCUUAUGCUGAGAUCUGUGUGUAGAGCGUGCUUUGACUUUGCUCAUACUUAAGUUUCAAUUAAAACGAGAUGGAUAUAUGUCAGCGAUAUAACGCUGUCUCGUUUUAAUACUGUUUUAAGUCUAAGCAAAGAUACAGUUCGCUCUAUAGAUCUCAGCCUUAGACUUUAAUUUUCUUUAAUUGCGGGCUAAAUUACCUCAACACGAAUGUUUGGCAAAUGUUUUGCGAAUGUGAAAUUAGGUAUACGAUUGACGCCGGCCCCACCAACGAAUAUUUGCCGAAUGUUCGCCAAUGGAGCGACACCAUUACAGCGCGGUAUAAAAGAACAGUACCUACCUAGUUUAUACUAGGUACUUCUGCAUACACAUCCUUCCACACAGUUUGUUCAGAGUUUUUUUUACUUGAAACCAACUGUAUAUUUGUUUCAUUAAACAAGAAAGGUUGUGGGUUGGGCGUAAUAUUAAUAACUACCUAUGUACAUUUGCAGGGACUGCACUGCACAUUUCCUCAAGUAACAAUAAACUCGUAGUUCAUAUUGAUAAUUAAUAUGCAAUAUUUUUUCAUACGAAAAAAUGCUUUGGAUGUUAGUAAAGUAUUCGUAGGUACGGUAGUUUUUUUGGUAGAGAAUUCGUAAUUUUUCAAUCGUGCUUAGAGCAUGUAAGCAAUAUACUACGGACUGGUUCAUAUAGAUAAAUAAUAUUAUAGUCUAAUAAUAAAAAGUUGUAAUUACACAAGUUAAUAAGGAAAUUGGCCGUCCUUGAUGCUUUGGCGUUGUCUGUGGUAUGCAAAUUUUAUGUAUUUUAAUGUUCAAACUAUCGUAAAUGAUUUCCAUUUUAAGUAUAGAAGAAUGUAACGGUUAUAUUCACGUAUUUAGUCAAUGUAAGUAGUAGCUUAGAACCCAUCCGUCGUCCUUUUUCAUUGGAGCAGAGUCCCUAUGAAAAAGGACCACAGAUGGGUUCGAAACUUAUCGGCUUACAUCGACUAAAUAUGUGAUUAUAGACGUUACAUUCUUUACUUAAAAUCUUAUGUACUUAUAUUGAUUAUUCACAAUAUUACCUAUUGUGCGUCCUUUUAAACAGCCAUUGUUUCAACGAAUCUGAUUGGUUUUUCAUUAGGCUGAAUUUGGCUUAUGCUGAUGUCGCCCACGCGUAGCAAUAGCUAUUAUUCUUGUGUGCAUAAUCUCUAUAAACAGGCAAUUAAUCUCUCAAUUUGGCAGGUCUAAAUCUAGUGCUAUCCUUUUUUGCAGGGAGCAUUAUUAUGAAAGGGAUAGAAAUACAUCUGACAUACAAGUUUGUGUAUAACAGAAUCAGCCACAUUGUGAUUUGUGUGCUAUUAAAGCCACACUGAGUUGUGACACUGGCAGUACGCCCAGUAGAUACGUGCGACAGACAACGUACAGUAGGCGUUAGGUUAAAGAACUCUGACCUCAACCUGUGCAGUGGGCGAUUUGUCUAUCCAUAUAGUGGUAACAAGUGACGCGUGAUUGCGGGGUAGCCAGUACCGUUAUGGAUCUUUCGUUUCACGGACUGUAGAAAAAUUCAUUAGGUGUUCCCGCGAAGACAUCCCCUCCACUUGUCGUCCAGAACUCUUUUUACCCGACGCCAACUGCAACUGCUGCCAAAUAACUGUCAAAUAUUAUUGAGAAUUUUGUAUGAAGUAAAUGCAAGACUCAUGUCCGAGGACCCAUGGCGAGGGCGAAAUUGUUCGGACAUACAGCGACCAAAACAUUAUAUACCUAAGAAAGCCGCUUCCUUAUUCACAAACAUGAAUAACACUCACAACAGUUGUUAUAACACUUUGUUUCUACCAAAAAGUUUUGUAAUGAAAAUUAUACCUAUAUAAUAUUUACUUUCCUUAAUUAUUGUUACAUAAUGUUAAUCUAUUAUUCUCUUGCUCUAUACACACAGAGUAUAUAGACACGUAAAAAGAGUAAGCACAACCUAAGCACCACCUUACUAUAAAGGUACUUUCAAAAGAGUGAAUAGUUUAAAAAAGCAAUGAGAACAUUUUUUUUAGUUGUAAUAAGUAUCUGGUAUAGCUACCUAUGUAAAAUUAAAGUUAAAUCACCUAUGUAAUUUAACAAUAGCAUUUUAAAUCCUGAGUUAUUGAAGCAAAAUUAAUGAAAAAUAUUGUUACUAUAUUGAAAAGUUUUACAAUUUAUUGUUAUUAUUUAGGCAGAAUGUUGUGACUCAUAUAUUAUACAGCAUUGUAGCAGUUUAUUGUAACCAUCAACAUAUUAUACUUAUGCAGCAGGCUACAUCUAAUGCUGGUUCCAGAGUA
Molecule: messenger RNA, 7873 nt
Organism: Maniola jurtina (meadow brown)
Lineage: Eukaryota; Metazoa; Arthropoda; Insecta; Lepidoptera; Nymphalidae
Product: FGFR1 oncogene partner 2 homolog
Exons: 5
Coding region: 167-796 (209 amino acids)
Source: RefSeq, a predicted model, not a curated record